GAAUGGUAAAACUGGGAAUCAGAUACUUCCUGCUACAACAAUGGCUUCUCCCACUAUAUAAACACUACAAAAAUGUCUUGGCGUCUGCCGCUAUAUAAAAUCGGUCCUUUCUUGAAAUCAAGUUGAUCAGUUUUUGGCAUCAUCUUAGCAUUGACGGGGAUGGACAGGAGGGACCAAGGAAGCGAAAUAAAGAAGCCGAGGGACCAGGGAAGCGAGAUAAAGAAGAGGAUCGUCGUUGGUUCAUGGGGUGGUCAUGGUGGAAGCCCAUGGGAUGAUGGCAGUUUCAAUGGAGUGAGAGAAAUUACACUUGUCUAUUCUCUUUGUAUAGACUCCAUCAUUGUGGUCUAUGACCAAAAUGGCCAGCCUUAUCGAGCAGCGAAGCAUGGAGGAGUUGGAGGCAGUAAAACAGCACAGAUUAAGCUGCAAUUUCCAGAAGAAUACCUAACGAGCGUGAGCGGCUACUAUUCCCCGGUGGUGUAUGGUGGCACUCCUGUGAUAAGAUCCCUCACUUUUUGCAGCAACAAAAGAAAAUUUGGACCAUUUGGAGUUGAAGAAGGAACACCAUUUUCAAUGCCAAUGGAAGGUGGCCAGAUUGUAGGCUUUAAGGGAAGAAGUGGGUGGUAUUUAGAUGCUAUUGGCUUCUAUAUUGCUAAAGUAAAGACAACUACGGUCUUACAGCAGGCUCAAAAAAGUCUCAUGAAACUUGCAUCUUCUGUAUCUAUGAACUACAGAUAUGGAGAUGAACCAAAAAAGAAGUCCUAUUUUUUCAAACCAAGUAUUCCAAAAAAUGAGGCAUAAGGGAACAUGACCUCAAAAUUCGAAUCAAUCAACCUGGAUCCAAGCCAUCCAAAGAAGAAAGUUUACGUAGGGAAAUCUACUUAAAGUUUUGUAUUCAUUCAUAGCCUGUAACUCAAGUAUCUGUACUAAAAACAAUAAAGUAAAGACGAUGCUAAAUGGCCAUAAAACUUUGCCCAUAAUAUUAAAAAGUUUAUAACAGCCUUUUAAAA
Molecule: messenger RNA, 1007 nt
Organism: Capsicum annuum
Lineage: Eukaryota; Viridiplantae; Streptophyta; Magnoliopsida; Solanales; Solanaceae
Product: jacalin-related lectin 19
Exons: 3
Coding region: 160-798 (212 amino acids)
Molecular function (GO): carbohydrate binding
Source: RefSeq, a predicted model, not a curated record